Messenger RNA from Aspergillus wentii DTO 134E9, 3824 nucleotides. RefSeq names its product bifunctional endoribonuclease/protein kinase IRE1 (gene ireA). Gene Ontology annotation, molecular function: ATP binding; protein serine/threonine kinase activity; RNA endonuclease activity. Gene Ontology annotation, cellular component: IRE1-TRAF2-ASK1 complex. The transcript is spliced from 2 exons. Gene Ontology annotation, biological process: IRE1-mediated unfolded protein response; protein phosphorylation; mRNA processing. The record is from RefSeq and is a predicted model, not a curated record. Bases 402 to 3824 code for a protein of 1140 amino acids. NCBI's taxonomy places the organism in Eukaryota, Fungi, Ascomycota, Eurotiomycetes, Eurotiales, Aspergillaceae.
UAAUACUUUGUACUCCGUCAUAAGAACAUCACUAUCCUAACCCAGUCCAAAGUGAAAUCCUCAGAAUAGUGAUCAUACCCAACUAGUGAAAAACAUCUCCGCUGUGGCGGGAUGAUUUUGUGGCUGUCAGCCUGAUCGAUCAUUAUUGGCUGCUGCUGUUGUCUCGUCCUCCCUUCCAGCGAUCCUGGCCUUCCCUCCGCACGCUCCGUCCCGUUUCUGCUGGCCCCCAAAAUAAUCCUUCUCUCCCUCGUUUUCGCUUUCUCUUUUUUUCUUUUCAUCUCAUUCCGUCUGUGCUCUCAUCAUCAACGGCUUUGUUCUCCCCGAGGAGACGGUGACUGAUGAGACCUCGUUUCUCCUUCCUCUGCUAUUUUGUUGUCCUCCACACAUUGUAGUCCUCCACAAUGCGGUGGCGGCUGCCUGGCGCCCGUUCGACUCUCCCCGCCGGCGUCGCCCUCCUUCUGCUCCCUGUUCUUGUCGCUCCGCAGCAGCUUCACGAACAUGAUCCUGUGCCUUCGAGUGUGUCGGUCCCACUGGGCCCGACCGGUUUACAACAACACCACCAACACCCUUCUAUCCAUGUGAAAUCCAACGAUGCGAGCGCCCUAGCAACUCUGGCUCUGGCGGGCUCCGGCCGCGCCGUUCGAGCCCCUCCUGCCCAGGCUAGCAGUCCCUCUGCUGGUCUGGCUCCGCAGCUUCAUGCGCGGUCUCUGCAGGACUGGGAGGUUGAGGACUUUGUCCUGCUGGCGACCGUCGAUGGUUCCAUUCACGCCCGUGAUCGCAAGACCGGUGCUGCUCGUUGGGCCCUUGAGGUCCCGAGCAGUCCCAUGGUCGAGAGCAUUUACCACCGAGCCAAUCGCUCCAGCUUCGAUCGUACCCAACCCGAAGACGAUUUCCUCUGGAUUGUCGAACCGAGUCAGCAUGGCAGUAUAUACAUUUAUAGUCCCGGCCCAGAUGGCGGGUUGCAAAAAUUGGGGUUGACCGUCAAGGAGUUGGUGGAUGAGACUCCUUACUCGGGCACAGACCCGGCCGUGACCUACACGGCCCGAAAGGAGACAACUCUCUACACCAUUGAUGCUCGGACGGGAACUAUUUUGCGGGUGUUUAGCUCCCGCGGUCCCAUAACUUCUGGCCAGGAGUGUCGGAAGGUUGACGGUCAGGGUUUCGAUGCCGAUGAAUGCGAGUCGACUUCCGGUACCUUGGUACUCGGCCGUGUCGAGUAUGCUGUCGCUAUCCAAAAUACCGAAACGGGCGACUCAAUCUGUACGCUGAAAUACUCCGAGUGGACGUCAAACAAUCGUGAUAUAGAUCUCCAGAGUCAAUACUUCCAGACAAUGGAUCAGAGUCAUAUAUAUAGUAUGCAUGAUGGUGUGGUUUUGGGCUUUGACCAUUCUCGUAUGGAUCGACCCCGCUACACGCAGCGAUUCUCCUCCCCUGUUGUCCGGGUCUUCGAUGUGGCUCGCUCCGGCAAUAUCGAAUCCCCAGACGCUCCUACACAAUUGGUUCUUCUUUCUCAACCACUUCAGCCCCCAGACCCAGACUAUGGCUCGUUGGAUGAAAGAGAUACGCGAGUUUUUAUGGAUUGCACUGAAGCCGGCGGAUGGUACGCCAUGUCCGAAGAGACCUACCCGCUUGUCACAGGGCGAGCGAAGAUGGCCCAAUGCUACGAGAAAGAUUACUUCCGGGAUGGGCAGCCUCUGAUGAGUCUGACGUCCGGCCAGCAGCGGGAUGCCCUAGUCGGAGUUCAUUCACUCAACGGCCCACGAGUCAUCCGCCGUAAUAUCCCUAGUAUCUCUGGGUCGUCCGGUGCUGAAUUUUCCAACGAUACCCCCCGAGACUUGAUACGAGAUCCAUCAGAACUGGCACUGCCACCAGCCCUUAGACAUAGCACCAUCAUCCGGAAGGGCUGGGACAAUGCAAUCGACAUAUUCGUGACACUGUUGCUACUAUUCUUUGGCACCUUUAUUUACUUCAAUUCCCACAACAUACAAGAGCUAGCGAAACAAAAGCUCGAUUUGAAGAACAUAAUUUCGUCUUAUGGCCAUCCACCACUGUCCACCCCGCCGACACCGUCUGUGGGCCCUCCGGAGAUUAGGGAGGACAGUACUCCUGUCCGACCGGUACCUAACGUUACUGUCAACGUGAACGUACCCGAGGAAACCAAUGGGGGCGAUGUUACCCCCAAGCCCAACAAAGAUGGAUCUAAUCUUUCGCCCGAAAGUACCCCGCGCGUACGUAUUCGAGAACCGUCGGUUGGUCCGAGUGGUGAUGAAGAAGGGGAAGACGCCGACAAGCCUAAGAAGAAGCACAAGCGCGGCCGUCGUGGAGGCAAGAAUCACAAGCGGGGUAAGAAACCUGGCUCUGAUGGUGAAUCCAAAGACCAAGCGGAUCGUGUGGUAGACGCGGUGAACAAUCUUCAGCCCCAACCUCGCCUUGAACCCGAUGUGCAGCUGUCCCGGACAGUGUCUCAGGAAAUGGUCGAAAUGGAUGGCGUCCUUCAAAUUGGCCGGCUCCGGGUUUUUACCGAUGUUGUGUUAGGACAUGGCAGCCAUGGAACUGUUGUGUACCGAGGCUCGUUUGAUGGACGCGACGUGGCAGUCAAGCGUAUGCUUGUGGAAUUCUUUGAUAUCGCUUCACAAGAAGUUGGCUUGCUCCAGGAGAGUGAUGAUCACAACAACGUUAUCCGAUACUUCUGUCGAGAGCAAGCAACUGGCUUCCUGUAUAUUGCCUUGGAGUUGUGUCCUGCAUCGUUACAAGAUGUGGUUGAGCGGCCCUUUGACUACCCACAGCUGGUUCAGAGUGGACUGGAUAUGCCCGACAUUCUGCGUCAGAUCACCGGUGGUGUUCGUUACCUGCAUUCGCUUAAGAUUGUCCAUCGAGACUUGAAGCCGCAAAACAUCCUCGUGGCCAUGCCUCGAGGCCGCAUGGGAUCCCGGUCCAUGCGGUUGCUUAUUUCUGAUUUUGGCCUGUGCAAGAAGCUCGAGGACAAUCAGAGCUCUUUCCGUGCCACCACAGCACACGCCGCAGGGACAUCUGGUUGGCGGGCCCCGGAAUUGCUGGUGGACGACGACAUGAGCUCAGCUAUACAGGGGGUAGAAUCACAGCAUACCGAAUCCUCUGAGCCGGCUGUAGUUGACCCCCAAACCAACCGACGUGCCACCCGAGCUAUUGACAUUUUCUCACUGGGUUGCGUUUUCUACUAUGUUCUCACACGAGGCGGUCACCCCUUUGAUAAGAACGGCAAAUUCAUGCGGGAAGCGAAUAUCGUGAAGGGAAACUAUAAUCUUGAUGACCUUCAGCGCUUGGGUGACUACGCCUUUGAAGCCCACGACUUGAUUCAAUCUAUGUUGUCUUUGGAUCCUCGAAGACGCCCCGAUGCCACUGCCGUGCUGAUGCACCCGUUCUUCUGGCCUCCAUCGGACCGACUCAGCUUCCUCUGCGAUGUUUCGGAUCACUUUGAAUUCGAGCCUCGUGAUCCUCCAUCCGAUGCACUGUUGUGCCUGGAAUCGAUUGCACCCCAAGUGAUGGGUGAGGACAUGGACUUUUUGCGUUUGUUGCCCCGGGAUUUCAAAGAGAGUCUGGGCAAACAGCGCAAGUAUACGGGUUCUAAGAUGCUGGACCUUUUGCGGGCGCUGCGCAACAAGCGCAACCAUUACAAUGACAUGUCUGAACAUCUCAAGGCGCACAUCGGCGGGCUGCCAGAAGGAUACCUGAACUUCUGGACAGUCCGAUUCCCCAGUCUGCUGAUGAGUUGCCAUGAGGUCAUUCAGGACUUGGAUCUGACGAGGAUCGACCGGUUCAAGCGCUACUUUACUCCUCCUGAAUAG